This is a messenger RNA of Macaca mulatta (Rhesus monkey), 3311 nucleotides long. The record is from RefSeq and is a predicted model, not a curated record. Lineage: Eukaryota; Metazoa; Chordata; Mammalia; Primates; Cercopithecidae.
GGCCCCGCCCCGCAGCCCAGCCGGAAGGGCCGGCGGACGCUCGCUGCUGGGUCGGCUCGCUGGCUCGGGCUCCGCGGCUCCGGUGGUUGCCAUGGCGGCGGUUGUCGCGGCGACUAGGUGGUGGCGGCUGUUGCUGGUGCUGAGCGCCGCGGGGAUGGGGGCCUCGGGCGCCCCGCAGCCCCCCAAUAUCCUGCUUCUGCUCAUGGACGACAUGGGAUGGGGCGACCUUGGGGUGUACGGAGAGCCCUCCAGAGAGACCCCGAAUUUGGACCGGAUGGCUGCAGAAGGGAUGCUUUUCCCAAACUUCUAUUCUGCCAACCCUCUGUGCUCGCCAUCCAGGGCGGCACUGCUCACAGGACGGCUGCCCAUCCGCAAUGGCUUCUACACCACCAACGCCCAUGCCAGAAACGCCUACACGCCGCAGGAAAUUGUGGGUGGUAUCCCAGACUCGGAGCAGCUCCUCCCGGAGCUUCUGAAGAAGGCCGGCUACGUCAGCAAGAUCGUCGGCAAGUGGCAUCUGGGUCACAGGCCCCAGUUCCACCCCCUGAAGCACGGAUUUGAUGAGUGGUUUGGAUCCCCCAACUGCCACUUUGGACCUUAUGACAACAAGGCCAGGCCCAACAUCCCUGUGUACAGGGACUGGGAGAUGGUUGGCAGAUAUUAUGAAGAAUUUCCAAUUAAUCUGAAGACGGGGGAAGCCAACCUCACCCAGAUCUACCUGCAGGAAGCCCUGGACUUCAUUAAGAGACAGGCACGGCACCACCCUUUCUUCCUCUACUGGGCUGUGGACGCCACACACGCACCCGUCUACGCCUCCAAACCCUUCUUGGGCACCAGUCAGCGAGGGCGGUAUGGAGAUGCCGUCCGGGAGAUUGAUGACAGCGUUGGGAAGAUGCUGGAGCUUCUCCACGACCUGCACGUCGCGGACAACACCUUUGUCUUCUUCACAUCGGACAACGGCGCUGCCCUCAUUUCCGCCCCCGAACAAGCUGGCAGCAACGGCCCCUUUCUGUGUGGGAAGCAGACCACGUUUGAAGGAGGGAUGAGGGAGCCUGCCCUCGCGUGGUGGCCGGGGCACAUCGCCGCAGGCCAGGUGAGCCACCAGCUGGGCAGUAUCAUGGACCUCUUCACCACCAGCCUGGCACUUGCGGGCCUGACGCCGCCCAGAGACAGGGCCAUCGAUGGCCUCAAUCUCCUCCCCGCCCUCCUGCAGGGGCGGCUGAUGGACAGGCCCGUCUUCUAUUACCGCGGUGACACGCUGAUGGCGACCACCCUCGGGCAGCACAAGGCUCACUUCUGGACCUGGACCAACUCCUGGGAGAACUUCAGACAGGGCAUUGAUUUCUGCCCUGGGCAGAACGUUUCCGGGGUCACGACUCACAGCCUGGAAGACCACACGAAGCUGCCCCUGAUCUUCCACCUGGGACGGGACCCGGGGGAGCGGUUCCCCCUGAGCUUUGCCAGCGCUGAGUACCAGGAGGCCCUCAGCAGGAUCACUUCGGUCGUCCAGCAGCACCAGGAGGCCUUGGUCCCCGGGCAGCCCCAGCUCAACGUGUGCAACUGGGCAGUCAUGCCCCAGGGACCUUCGUGUCAGACCUGAUCCCACUCAGUCACCCAGAGCAGCAUCUCCUUGCGGCCUGAUGAGACCAGGCCAUGUUCACCUCCAGUGGAGAAACGGCCUAAUCACACCAGCAUCGGCCAGAAACACAAGCAUAGAUGUGCCUCCAAAGUUUCACUGAAGUCUGUUCAAGGCACAAAGGAUGCAUCUCCUUGUCCAGACAUGGGGGCCGCAGUCAGGGCCUCUUAGGAGCAGCUUUUCUGUCCCCUGCUUGGGGGUCCGCUAGGGUGGGGUGUGGACGGCCCAGCCAUCCUGAGUGUGCAGUGGCCACAAAGGCCUUUUUCCCAGCACAGUGAUGUGGGUCCCAGCAGGGAAGGCCUUCGCGGCUCCUUCAGAUGGGACAUGUGCAGCCUUCACUCCAGUCAGCAAAAACGGGCCACACACAGGUCUGCAGUGUCACUCCUGGGUGCCCAGAGCCCACAGAGCACAGUGGAGAUGGCCAAACCCAGCUUCCAGGCCCCUGAGCCAUCACUUACCUGUUCACGUGGGCUGAGCGUGGCUGCCCACAGCCCCUGGAUCCGCCGAGUGAAACCGCAGGAGCUCGGGACCCCGGGGCAGCUGCAGACUUCAGCCUGGGCUCCUGCUGUGUGGGCGAAAGGACCUGGCUGCAGCGUGGGAACCGCUGGGUGCCCGCCGUGCCGUGGGAAGGAAGGUGGUGGCUCUGCACAGCCAGGGAGCCACAGCGUGGGCCGGCAGGUGGAACAGGAGAGCGCCGGACAUCAGCAGCACCUCCCAGCAAUGAGGACCAGGGAGGGCAGAUGGCCUUGUCCCUGCCCAGGGAGGGUCCACCCUGCAGGGAUCAUUUAGGACUGGGCGGGGCAGGGCCACCUCCGUUAGUUGGGGGGCUGGCGGGGGUGCCUGGCAAGUUUCAUAGGAAGAUAUUCAGGGCCCUUCCUUCAAAGGGACCUGGGCAGUUGGCGUCCCUGCCUCUGGACUCAGCAGUGGAGCAGGGAGGUCCCUGUCUCAGGACCCCUGAGUCUCGGGCCCCAGGAGCCCAGGGCCACCAGCCACGGAGGAUCCCUGGGCUUCUGCCUUCCAUACCCAAUCCCAGUCCAUGCUGCUGGGUCCUGCUCUGCGACCCAGGCUGCAGUGGCUCCACGGGUGCAGGCCACACCAGCCAUGGAGACAGGGGGCCCAGGGCAGGGGAGGGGGGUGCACACAGCCUGGCUGCCGCUGCCAUCUCCUGGGCACUGGGGGAGCUGCCCCCACCGCCACACCUGUGCCCUCUGCAGGGGGAAAAGUGGUGCCAACUCAGACCUGGCGAGGUGAGCCACUGGGGUCUGAGGGGCCCAGACGCCACCGCGAGCAGAGCCACGGAGGAGAUACACAGGCACGCGUGUGAAGCCUGGGGGCCACUUGCCCUCCUCACCCCUUCCCUGCCCUCUGUCCCCACCAACUGCAGGCCAGCCCCAGCCGAGGGGCUCAGUGGUGUCUCUGACACAGAGGAGAGGGAGUCUGGCCACCUGGACCCCUGCUCCUGGGACAGCUGAGCAGCCUUUGAGAAACGCAGACUCACACACACCCUGCGGCUGCCUCUGCUGCCCCUGGAGUUUGGGAGCAACCUCCUCAGCCAAACCCACCCCUGCUCUGGUGGCCAAGGGGGAGGGACACUCAUGUGGCCACUCAGUGACACUCACGCCUGCUGCUGCCCAGGGCUGAGAGUGUCCUUAGUCCUCUGUCCGAUUAAGCAGCA